This is a messenger RNA of Brachypodium distachyon (stiff brome), 3930 nucleotides long. RefSeq names its product disease resistance protein RPP13. The coding region runs from base 923 to 3796 and encodes 957 amino acids. Gene Ontology annotation, molecular function: ADP binding. The record is from RefSeq and is a predicted model, not a curated record. Lineage: Eukaryota; Viridiplantae; Streptophyta; Magnoliopsida; Poales; Poaceae. Gene Ontology annotation, biological process: defense response to other organism. The transcript is spliced from 3 exons.
AUAGCGUGAUAAGCGAAGCUAAUAGCGUUUUUCUUAGAUUAGCGCUAAAACUGUGUAGCUUUAGCGGGAGCCCUCUCCCAACGCUAUAGUGAUGCUAUUUAAAACUAUGGUAUGAACUAUGAAAGCAAUGACAUGGACCGCGAAGUAGGAGGGAGCUUGAGUUUAAUAUUUCAGCUAAAGUCUACUUCCGCCGAUCCUAAAUUUAAGUUAUUGUUUUAGUGCGAAUUUGAACUAAAUCAACAAAAAGAAUUUAGGAUCGCAAGCUAAAAUCCCCGUCGUAGCUUCCCGAAUGGCCACAUUGGUAGUAUUUACGCGGCGUAAUUAAGAUCUGAAACCAGGUUUGGACCUAAACUAUUCCCGCGAACCAAAUUUAAGGUUGCUAAUGUAAGUUUUUUUUACAAAACUAAUGUAAGGAUUUUUGAGUUGUUGGACUAAAAUAUUUUGAUUCCGGCCACCAUCGACCGUCGCGACGGCACGGUGAAAUGGCGAAGGUGACCCGAAGCUUCGCAACCCGGCCAGCCAAAAUUGGUACACACUUUUACCUGGGCCGUCUGACGUCUCUUUCCUUCCACGCACGUAAAAGGACGAAAACAGCUGGUACGUCUUGACUCCAUUGGCUUGUCUUCUCUCUUGGCGUUCCGUCCUCACUCCUCGCUCACCCAUCUGAGCCGCACAUGCACUGCACGAACAACCAACGGGUACUACAGAUUGACCCGGUCAAAAGCCACUGGUGCGGUGUGGCAAAGAGAGCGAGGGCGAGAGCUAGAACACGAGGUGUGCGCGCCAACUCGCCGGCGCCGUCGUUGACAUCGACUUCCACCAACUCCAAGGAAGCCGCCGCUAGCUAGCUAGUAUUUGGUUCCCCAAGCCCCGAUCGUGAGACCAUCAAGAGCGAAGCCGAGCGCAGCGCAGGGAGACGACGAUGGCGGAGACGGCGAUCACGACGGUGCUGGCGAAGGUGGCGGAGCUGGUGGCGUGGGAGGCGGCGGUGCUGCUGGAGGUGGGCGACGACGUGCGCCUCCUCCGCGACAAGCUCGAGUGGCUCCACACCUUCAUCCGCGACGCCGACCGCAGGCGCCGCCUCCGCGACGACGAGUUCGUCGCCGUCUGGGUCCGCCAGACCCGCGACGUCGCCUUCGAGGCCGAGGACGCGCUCGACGACUUCCUCCACCGCGCCGGCCGCCAGCGACGCCGCCCGCGCCGCCCUUCCCCUCCGCUCGCCCCGCGAUCCGCCAACGCCAUGGCGUGGUGGCGCUGCUCCGUCUGGCGAUGGCGCUUGCCGCGCUGCGUGGGGCUGCAGGUGGCGCUGCGGCACGACCUCUCGGCCAGGAUCCGGCAGAUCAGGAAGAGGCUCGACGAGAUCUCCGCCAACCGCGCCGCCUACCACAUCGAGCACGCGCCCUCGCCCGCCUGGGCCGCCUCCUCCGCCACCACCCUUGCCGCCUGGGAUGAUCUGGAGGAGUGCACGGUGGGUUUCGGCAAGUACAGCGACAUGCUGAGGGAGCAGCUCCUGGACCUGGACGCCGCCGCCGCCGUCCCGGGCCGCGCCCUGGUCUCCAUCGUGGGCGAGAGCAGCAUCGGCAAGACCACGCUGGCGCGCAAGGUGUACCAGAGCCCCGAGGUCCGCAACCACUUCGAGAUCCGCACCUGGACCGUGCUCCCGCCCAACAGCCGCCCCGCCAACGUCCUCCGCGACAUCCACACGCAGGCCAGCUCCCAGCUGCGCCGCUCCGCGUCCUCCCAAGGCCAGACCCAGGCCGCCGCCGAAGACAGCAACGGCUGCUGCGACCGGCCGGCGUCGGGGAAGGAGAAGGACAUCAGCAACGCGCUGUUCCGGAACCUGACGGGCCGCCGGUACCUGGUGGUCGUGGACGGGAGCAUCUCGGUGACCGACUGGAACAGCCUGCGCGCGUCGCUCCCGGACGAGGGCAACGGCAGCAGGGUGCUCCUGGUCACGGACUCCGCGGGCCUGGAGGUGGUCGGGUACGGGCCGGCGUCGUACGAGCCCAUCGAGCUGACGCGGCUCAGCCCGGAGAACACGUACGAGGUGUUCCGGCGCCGGGUGUUCGGCCAUGGCGGCGGCGACUGCCCCGGCCGGCACAAGUCGAGGUACUACCAGGACGUGUUCCGCAUCACCCGGGGCCUGCCGCUCUCCGUCGUCGUCCUCGCGGGGGUCCUCCGGUCCAAAGAGCUGCCGGCAGAGUGGGAUCAGGUGAUGGCCCAGCUGCUGCCGGCGUCCAAGAACGGCAUCGGCAAUGGCGCUGGCGCGCGGCGGAUCAUGUCGCUGGCGUUCGACGACCUGCCGCACCACCUCAAGUCGUGCUUCCUCUACCUGGCGGCGAUGCCGGAGAGCGGCGCCGUGGACGCGCAGCGGCUGGUGCGGCUGUGGGUGGCGGAAGGGUUCGUGCGGCCACGGCGAGGGAGCACCAUGGAGGAAGUGGCGCAGGGUUACCUCAAGGAGCUCAUCUCCCGGUGCAUGGUGCAGCUGGUGCGCAAGGACGAGUUCGGGGCCGUGAUCCAGGUGUCCGUCCACGACCGCCUCCACGCCUUCGCCCAGGACGAGGCCCAGGAGGCCUGCUUCGUCGAGACCCACGACAGCACCGCCGACGUUCUCGCCCCGGCCACCGUGCGCCGCCUCGCCGUCCAGAGCCUGCAUGACCUUGGCGGCUGCUGCAACGCGCUGCCCAAGCUCCGGACCAUCGUCUGCGACUGGGGCGCCGCGACGAAGCCCACUGCCAGCGCAUGCGACCUGGGCUUCCUCCACGCCUCCAAGUUCCUCCGCGUCAUCGACAUCCAUGGCCUCGACCUCAGGAAACUGCCCAACGAGAUCGGCUCCAUGAUCCACAUUAGGUAUCUUGGGCUCCAAUGCGGGCAGCUGGAGAAGCUCCCGAGCACGAUCAGCAAGCUGGUGAACCUGCAGUCGCUGAUCCUCAAGGGCAGGAACGGCGUGGGCGUGCUGGGCGUGACCGCGGCCUUCUGGACGAUCCCGACGCUGCGGCACGUCGUGGCGCCGUUCGCGCUGCCGGGCUCCCUGGGCGACGCCCUCUACAGCCUCCAGACGCUCCACGGCGUGCAGCCGCACGGCUGGGACACGCGCCGCGGCGGCGGCGUGUGCAACCCGCUGGGGAGAGCCACGAACCUCCGAUCUCUCGAGCUGAGCGGGCUCACGGCGUUGCACGCCGGGGCGCUUACGGCGGCGCUCGAGAGCCUGGACCUGCUGGUGCACCUGGUGCUGCAGGGCGAGUCGCUGCCGCGGGGCGUGUUCAGCAUCCCCAGCCUCCGCCGGCUGCAGAGCCUCAGGCUGGUGGGUCCCAUCGAGCAGGGAUCGGGAUCGGCCGGCGACGAGGAAGAAGAAGAGGAGGAUGUGGACGUGGACGUGGUCCGGUACAUCCGGCCGAACCUGACGAGGCUGUCGAUGUGGGGAACCAUGGUGGGGCAGGGCUUCGUGGGCAUGCUGGGGGAGCUGCCGAGCCUGGCGGAGCUGACGCUCAUGUGGGGCGCCUACGACGGCGAGCGGAUGGCGUUCAGCGGGUUCCGGAGCCUGCAGAAGCUCAAGCUGGGCCUGCCGGAGCUGGAGGAGUGGGCGGUGAGCGCGGGGGCCAUGGCGGCGCUGGCUAGGCUCACGCUGCUCCGCUGCGCCGAGCUGCGGGUGCUCCCGGAGGCGCUCGCCGGGAUGAAGGAGCUGGAGGAGGUGGUGCUCUACAGCAUGCCCAAGAUGGUCGGGAGGAUCAAGGAGGAAGGGGGCGAGGAUCAUCACAAGAUCAAGCACGUCCCUGUCAUCCAAACCAUCUGGUAGUUACUUCCGGUGACAAAUUAUUUGUGCAAUCAGCACUGUAGUCUGUAGCCGCCAUUGUUGGAUCAGUAAUCUUUUCUUCUUUCCAGUGUUGUUAAUUGACCACCGAUGCUUUGCUAUGAGUACAUUUUACAUGA